Messenger RNA from Hyaloscypha bicolor E, 1552 nucleotides. RefSeq names its product histidinol dehydrogenase. Gene Ontology annotation, molecular function: NAD binding; metal ion binding; histidinol dehydrogenase activity. The record is from RefSeq and is a predicted model, not a curated record. Bases 160 to 1467 code for a protein of 435 amino acids. Gene Ontology annotation, biological process: L-histidine biosynthetic process. The transcript has 2 exons. NCBI's taxonomy places the organism in Eukaryota, Fungi, Ascomycota, Leotiomycetes, Helotiales, Hyaloscyphaceae. Gene Ontology annotation, cellular component: cytoplasm.
CAACAAAUGAACGACCUUAGUAUGGAAGGCUUGAAGCAGGUCCUCCGUCAUCGCUGCAUAAAAUAACAACAUAUUUACUUACUCCAACGUACAGUUAAAUUUAGCAAACCCCCUCUCGUAACUUCACAACAUCACGUCACGCAUCUCACAACCGUCACAAUGCCUCAAUAUGUCAAGAAAUCAACAGGUUCAGCCGCCGGCUCAACCGCAGCCCAAGAAUCUGUCACCGCAACCGUCAAAUCCGUCAUCUCGGACAUUCGACUUAACGGGGACGCUGCUGUCCGCACCUACUCCGAGAAAUUCGACAAAUGGUCACCCGCUUCCUUCAAGCUCUCUCAAUCCGAAAUUGAGGAGAUUAUUGCAACAGUACCAGAGCAGACACUCAAAGAUAUCAAGGAAGUGCAAGCCAAUGUACGAGCUUUUGCCCAGGCUCAGAGGGAAAGUCUGAAGGAUUUUGAAAUUGAGAUUAGACCUGGAGUGCAUUUGGGACAGAAAAACAUCCCGAUUAAUGCUGUUGGAGCGUACAUCCCGGGAGGUCGUUACCCCCUCCUCGCAUCAGCGCACAUGACAAUCGUUACCGCCAAGGUCGCCGGUGUUCCCAACGUAAUCGCAUGCACUCCUCCCAUCGCUAGUCAAAUACCCUCUGCAACAGUAGCAGCGAUGCACUUCGCCGGUGCGGACAACAUCUACAUCCUAGGUGGUGUUCAAGCCGUGGCAGCUAUGGCAGUUGGUACUGAAUCCAUCCCAAAAGUCGACUUCAUCGCCGGACCUGGAAACGCCUAUGUAGCAGAUGCAAAACGACAGCUAUUCGGAGAAGUCGGCAUCGACCUCUUCGCCGGGCCAACAGAGAUCCUCAUCGUCGCCGACGAGGCCGCGGAUCCGUUCGCCAUUGCCACCGACCUGGUCUCCCAGGCGGAACACGGACCUGACACGCCCGCCGUGCUCAUCACGACCUCUUCCUCCGUGGGCCAAAAGUCAAUAGAAUACGUGAACCAGCUUUUGGAGAAGAGUAAUCUGAGUACAGCCGCCCUGGCGAAGACGAGCUGGGAUGCAUUCGGCGAGGUUGUGGUUGUGGAGAGUUUGGACGAGGCGUGGAAACUGGCGGAUGAGUACGCGAGUGAGCAUGUGCAGAUCUUUACGAAGGAGCCCCGCGAGGCGUUGAGGGAGAUGAGCAAUUAUGGAGCGCUGUUUUUGGGGGAGAGGACGUGUGUUAGUUUUGGGGAUAAGGUUAUUGGGACGAAUCAUGUGCUGCCUACGAGGAAGGCGAGUAGGUAUACAGGGGGGCUUUGGGUGGGCAAGUAUUUGAGGACGGUUACGUAUCAGGAGGUUAGUGAUGAGAAGGCGAGUGGUGAGCUUGGGAGACUUUGUGGGAGGGCGGCGAGGGCGGAACUGUUCGAGGGACAUGCGAGGAGUGGUGAUUUGAGAGCAAAUAGGUAUUUGGGGGAUAAGUUUGAGUGGAUUCAGUGAGGGUUUGGUCUUCUCUUUGCGAAGAAUAUUUAUUUGUUUGUAAUCAAUCUCAAAUAGUUUUCUCGUAUCCUAUGCCAGAAUGCCC